Molecule: messenger RNA, 3764 nt
Organism: Euleptes europaea (tarantolino)
Lineage: Eukaryota; Metazoa; Chordata; Lepidosauria; Squamata; Sphaerodactylidae
Gene: AHI1
Product: Abelson helper integration site 1
Exons: 24
Biological process (GO): motile cilium assembly
Cellular component (GO): ciliary basal body
Molecular function (GO): protein binding
Source: RefSeq, a predicted model, not a curated record
AAACAAGUUGAGUUGCUCUUGAUAAAGACCUGAAAAUGCCAGCAGUGGAGAGUGAGGCCAAGGCUAAAACCAAGGUUCGCUUUGAAGAAAUAUUCAGAAGUCACGUUGGGCUAACAGAUAAAAAGAAAUCAAAGAGGAAAACAUUAAGCACUCAGGAAAAUAUUGUGCUUGCGACGUUCAAAAAUCACUUUGAUCUAACUAAAGAACGUGAAAAUGACGAGGUAAUUAUAAACAACACUUAUAUCCCAGAGGAAAGGAGCCCACGGUUUACAAAAAACAAGCUCAGAGAUAAAACCUUGGUGGCAGAAAAAAUAAAUAAUAAUGUUACCAGUGGAGAGGAAAGAAAGCAAACAUGGUCUAUCGAGAAGAAAAAAGAACAACUUAAUGAGGAAGAAAACCUGUAUGAAACUACACUGGACCGUUUUGAAAAACAGAUUCAUGUUUUUUCAAAGAAAAAAACCAAAAGUGUAUUCCAGGCAGAUGUACCUCAUCAAAAAGGGGACAGCAACAUAAGAAGUGCCUUGAAUGAAGUGCGAGAGAGAUUGGAAGUAGAUGAGGAAGAACAGCUAAUUCAAGCCUAUCAGCAGCAAAUGGCUAAGGAGGAGGCAAAUGCAAUUAAGAAGAAAAUUAAAAAGAAACUUAAAGAACAGAUGUCGAACUUCACCUCCCAUGUUCAGAGCGAUGAAGUGGUAUUGAACAAUGAAGUGGGCAAAAAGAAGAAAAAGAAAAAAGAAGUGCCAGUUAUAUCUGAGCCUGAAACAAGUGCAAUGUCCCUUUCUGAGCUACAGAAUGACUCCAAGGAAGAAGAUGCUAUCAAAAAGAGAUCAUUGGAAGGACAACUUCCUACAGAGAAUGACAUGUUAAAAAAGGAAGAACAGCUGGAUGGGGACCCUGAUAAACAGAAAUUUAAAGGGCAAAAAACAAAAAGAAAAUCUAGAAAAGCAUUAGAAGAAAACAUAGAAAAUGCUGAAGAAAAUAUGCCAUGUGUAGCUGCUAGAAGUGUUUCACCAGAAUCAAAACCUGCUUUUGAUGAUAGCCUUGUUUUGGGAGUUUACAUCCAUCAAAGUGAUCGACUUAAAACUGAUCUCAUGGUAUCCCAUCCCAUGGUCAAGGUUCAUGUGACUGAUCAGAAAACUGGUCUUUAUGUCAAGAAAGAGCAUAGCAAUCGAUCAGUUUCAUCUUUCUACGAACAAGAGCAAGUGGGGCACAUUCUUCCCAUUAUGACCCAGCCAUAUGAUUUCAGACAGUUUAAAUCAACACUUCCACAAUGGGAGGAGCAGAUUAUAUUCAAUGAGCGUUUCAACUAUUUUCUCCAAGAUUCUGAAGGAAGUCCAAGCACAAUCCUGUUCUUUGAGAUCCUUGAUUUUUUAAGCAUGGGAGAUGCAAAGGCCAACUCUGAUGUUCAAAUUCAGGAAAGUGGUUUUCGGAAAAUCUGCUGGGCGUUUCUAAAGCUUGUAGGUGCAAAUGGAGUUCUGAAUGUUGGGAAACUACGCCUUCAGUUAUAUUGUCCUCCUCUAAGAUCCAGAACACAACUGAAUGUUGUGGAAGUUUAUGACUGGUGGGCAAGGUGUCCCAGAAACCGUUACCCUUCAACACUGUAUGUGACUAUAAAGGGCAUUAAACUUCCAGAUCAUGUAGAUCCUUCUUUUCGUUCUAUGAUGGCUAUUCAGCAGGAAUAUCAUUCUCCAUCAUUCUUGGACCUGCAGAGUGAUGCAUGUAAAAAAGCUGAUGAUUCUGUACAAGUGAAAAGGGAGGAACCCUUUAAAUGGUCCAGACUUCCAGGACAGGUGUGUCGAAUACCAAACAAGCAUCUGUUUUCUCUGCGAGCAGGAGGUACAGGAUGUUUCUGUAUUCGCUUCUCUGAGGAUGGCCGAACAUUAGCAGCAGCUUGUGCUGGAAAAGAUGGGUAUCCUAUUAUUUUGUAUGAAAUUCCUUCAGGACAAUACUUGAGGGAAUUUUAUGGGCAUUUGAACAUUGUGUAUGAUCUUUGCUGGUCAAAAGAUAAUCAGCAUCUCCUUACUGCAUCCUCAGAUGGCACUGCAAGAAUCUGGAAAAUUGAAGCCCAGGCUACAUCUGCUGUGAAGGUUUUCCCUCAUCCUUCGUUUGUCUACACAGCUAAGCUCCACCCAGUAGCUGACCAUAUUGUUGUGACAGGAUGUUAUGACUCUAUGAUUAGGGUUUGGAAUGCAAAAGUGAAUGAAAUUCAUGGUCAGCUUCUGCAAGAAUUUGAUGGCCACAAAAGUUUUAUCAAUACAUUGUGUUUCGAUAAAGAAGGCCUACACAUGUUCUCUGGAGAUAGUACAGGGCUGCUAAUCAUCUGGAAUACUAUCAUGAAAGGAAAUUCUCAAUCAUCGAUCCAACUCUGGGGGAUUGAUAAGGAAAUACAAGAAGAUGAUAUUAAAGGGACCCCAAUCAACCAUUUAGAGGUACAUCCAAAUGGAAGGCGUUUAUUGAUCCAUGCCAGAGACAGCACUGUGAGAAUUAUGGAUCUUCGAAUCUUUGCCACAAAGAAAUAUAUUGGUGCCACAAAUUAUCGUGAGAAAAUUUGCAGUACCUUAACGCCGUGUGGAACUUUUCUUUUUUCUGGAAGUGAAGAUGGUGUAGCAUAUGUCUGGAAUCCAGAAACGGGUGAUCAGGUAGCAAUGUAUUCUGACCUUUCCUUCUCAUCUCCCCUUCGCGAUGUUGCCUUCCAUCCACAUGAGCAUAUGGUGUCAUUUUGUGCCUUUGGUCAAAACCACCCAAUACUUGUGUACAUUUAUGAUUACAAAGUUGCCCAGCAAGAAGCUGAACUAGCAAAAGACUUUAGAGGGCUGCGUUUAUCAGCAUCGCCUAGAGGUCCACAGCUUCUCAGCAAUUCUGCAGAUAUUUCUGUGCAGAAAGAUGCAAUAAUGUCUCAACCUGACCAAUUUGCCAGAGUUUCAAGAGUAUCUAUGAGAAUGCAAAAAGUUAAACAGAAACUGGAUUCUGUCACAGCCAGCUCCAGUGCCUUCCUUCCUAGUCCAUCUCUACUGUCACCACACUCCCGAUUAAGACUGGCAAGCACACUAGGCGAACCACGGAUUCCUCUGUAUCCUGUUUCUACCCAAAGUGGGAGCUUCAUCCCAGUAGGAAAUCCUCUUAGAAGAACACUAUCAGCUGGACUGCACACGAGUGGUGAGUUUCCAGCUUCAUUAUAUGUGAAAGGAGACACUAAUUCAAUCCCUGUCCAAGAAACAGUAGUGGCUCUUUAUGACUAUACCGCGCAUCGAUCAGAUGAGCUAACCAUCUAUUGCAAUGACAUUAUCCAAGUGUUAUACAAAGAUAAUGAUAACUGGUGGUUUGGUGCCCUAAUGAAUGGACAGCAAGGCUAUUUUCCAGCUAACUACGUGGUUGGAGAAUCACAUCGCGAAGAACAGCUGUCUUCCAGAACAGCAGAAGAUCCCACUCCCCUUCUGUGCACUGAACCAGUAGAGGCAGCAUCACCAGCUAUGCCUGGGACAGCAGCAGUCAUCAGCAAGUCAAGAGACCUAGGAUUUGUUUCAGAAAAUGACUCAGAGUCCCUGGCUCCACAAGACGAAGAAGAAGACAAAAAAGCAAAUUUACAAAUGAAUGAAACAGAAUGAAACAGAAUGAAACAGGCAAAUAAUGACUUUACAUCUAAUAUUGUUGAGGAACAAUCUAAGAAAGACCUAACAAAGAAGAAGAAGAAAAGGACUGUGACAAGGGCAACAAGGGCAAGUGGAACUUCAGAUGAUGCUUUUGACCCGGACAUUCUUCAAGCAUAG